CAUAACAAGAACAAACCCUUUCUCUCUCUCUCAAAACUUAGGAGUAAAUUUUCCUCUUGAUCAUCUUUUGCUCCCCUGUUCUCUGCUUUGCAUAACCACACUCAGAGUUUUGAUGCUCUCCCUCUUUUCCUCUCUCCCAUGUUCUGCGCAUUCACACAAAGCGCGGCUCUCUUCCUCUUCCUGUUCUCUUCUCUUUUUCUCUCCUCUUUUCCCAUUUCUUUUUCCAUCCUUCCGGUCCAGCAAAGAAGCCUGGUAUUAUCGCUGCCUAGGACUUGAUCCUUGAAGCUCUUAUCCAACACUCUUUCAUUUAUCUCGGUCGGUCAAUAGAUACAUAUUUGAGUUUGUUUAUUCGAGACGGUUUUACACAUUUCCAAUGGGACAGAUCAAACCAUCUCCUGAUUUUAUGAGUGAAACAAACCACAAACCUAUGGAUGUCAGGGUGUUGAAGAAAAGUAUAUCUGACAAGAUGUUGCUGCCAAAGCCCAAGAAAAAGAAUGACGAGAAGAAGAAUGGAAAGAAUAAUAGUAACAAUAAGUUCUUGAUUACAAUAAACGUCCUUGGUAGCGCUGGACCCGUAAGGUUUGUGGUGAACGAGAAUGACAGUGUCUCAGAAGUGAUAGAUGCAGCCCUAAAACUUUAUGCCCGCCAGGAUCGCCUUCCCGUUCUUGGUUCUGAUGUCAACAGUUUCCUUCUCUAUCCAGCCAAUGCAGGAUUGGACGCUCUCAUCCUAUCAGAGUCAAUAGGAUUGCAGGGAGUGAGGAACUUUGUCCUCUGCAAGAAGCAGAGGCGGCCACAGAUGACAGAGGCAAGGUCGGAGAUGAUUUCUCGUAAGAGGAGUGGCAGUUGGGUGAAGGCGUGGUUUAACAAGUCCCUGAGCUCCAAGACGUUAUCGCACUGAUAUUCAUGCUUUCAGAAUUGGAAAUAAAUGGGCAUCCCCAAAUACACUCGUUACAAUGAACUGUGGUUGUGUGUUGACAUUUCAUAAUGCCAUGUAUAUGCUUGUGUUUCAUGAUCGCUUUCUUGUUGGGUUGUGUAGUUGUAUACACACGUAUGAUCAUGUGUGUUCUAUUUCCAAUUGCAGAUUUUGUAAAUCAUCAUAAAAUAUUUGCAAACAGAAUUUGGCUGGCCCAAUCACUUGAGGUCAGAAGUUUCA
Coffea eugenioides is the source of this 1153-nucleotide messenger RNA. RefSeq lists its product as uncharacterized. The record is from RefSeq and is a predicted model, not a curated record. The coding region runs from base 374 to 898 and encodes 174 amino acids. The transcript has 2 exons. NCBI's taxonomy places the organism in Eukaryota, Viridiplantae, Streptophyta, Magnoliopsida, Gentianales, Rubiaceae.